AUGAUAGGAUUACCCGAUCUUUUCCCAAAAGCUCCGCCUAGAAAGACGACGAACGGAGUUAAUCCCAGAAGUGGACUUUCAAUUAUUCGUGAUACACUUCUGGCAAAAGAACAUAACGACUGGGGGCACUGUUUACCUGUGACAUGUAAAACAAUUUUUGAGAACAUCGAUAAAUUAGAAAAGUUUGAUCUAAUCAUUACACCUGGUAGUGAGAGUAUGUGGCAUAGAGGCCGAUUUGUAUUCACUGUCGAAGUACCAAUAACAUAUAAUAUGAUGCCGCCAAAAGUAACGUGUCGAACAAAAAUUUGGCAUCCAAAUAUUAAUGAAGACGGUCAGAUAUGUCUUAGUAUAUUACGGGAAGCAUCUGUUGAUGGUAAAGUGGGUUGGUUACCAACAAGAACGUUGAAAGAUGUUAUAUUUGGAUUGGAUCAAUUAUUUACUGAUUUGGUUGAUUUUGAUGAUGCUCUCAAUAUGGAAGCAGCUAAUCAAUACAAACAAAAUCCAGAAGUAUUCAAGCAAAAAGUCGCAAGUUACAUUGAUAAAUAUUGUCAAAUAGAGCCUAUUAAAGUCAAAUCCAAGCGAUAA
Messenger RNA from Didymodactylos carnosus, 585 nucleotides. The record is from the annotation of a GenBank genome assembly. Lineage: Eukaryota; Metazoa; Rotifera; Eurotatoria; Philodinida; Philodinidae.